This is a messenger RNA of Paramecium tetraurelia, 1305 nucleotides long. RefSeq lists its product as uncharacterized. The transcript is spliced from 8 exons. The record is from RefSeq and is a predicted model, not a curated record. NCBI's taxonomy places the organism in Eukaryota, Ciliophora, Oligohymenophorea, Peniculida, Parameciidae.
AUGAUUCACGGUCCCAAUUCCCAAUUUUCAGGAGCAUAUACUAUUGGUAAACGAUACGAAUCUGCCAUUUACUAAACUAAUCCAAAUCCAGGUCCAAAUCACUACUCUAUUAAUCCAAUUGAUAAACCCAUAGGGUUCAAAUUUUCAAAAUCGAAUAGAAAACCCUUAUAUUAACCUAGUAUAGCACCAGAUCCUGGAGCAUAUGAUCUAAAAUUUUAGACAAUCUCCUAAACUUCACCCUCAGCCGUAUUUACAACUGCCAAAGAUCACUAGGAACGAGUAUUUGAAAUUGGUCCUGGAUCUUAUAAUUGGACUGAUUAAAAAAAGGCUCCAGCAUUUACCUUUCAAAGCAAAUUCGAUUCUAUUGGUAAUCAGAUAUUACAAAAUCCUGGUCCAGGAACUUAUGAAAUUAAACAUUACCAUACUCAUUAGCCUUAAAAUAAGGGUUUAUCAACGAGCUAGAGGGCUAAUCAUUUAACAUCAAGUACUCCAGGACCAGGAUCAUACGAUGUCGAAAUACCUAAAUACUCAACUAAUAUUAAAUUUCCAAAAUCAUAGAGAAGCUUAGAAUAAAGUGAAUUUGGACCUGGCCCAGGAGCUUUUGAUUUGAGUAUACCAAAACAAUAAGGAAUAACUUUUGGAGUUAAAGGGAAUCAACAAACUGAAAAAUAAAGUGUUCCUGGCCCUGGUAGUUACAAAUUAAAAUCAUUUGUUGGAUAUGAUGAAAGAGAUUUAAAAUAAAAUAAAGUAAAAGGAGCCAAAAUUGGUACUUCAAAAAGAAGUAGCUAAAAUUUUCUCAAGCUUGGACCAUCACCUCUAGAUUACGAUGUGUCCAAAUACAAAUAUCCUACCAGACAUGCUAGUUUUGGAAGUGCAGUUAGAUCAUCAAUAGUUCCAAAUGAGAAAACCCCUGGCCCUGGUUAGUAUAUGGUUGAUUCCAAACUUAGAAGAAAUGGACCUGUCAUACCAAAAGCAUCAAAAGAUUUCAACUCUUUAGAUAAUAAUCCUGGUCCUGGGAAGUACAAUCCUAACAUAUCAAUGUCGACGAAUAAAGGACCAAGCUAUCAUAUUGCUGGCAAAUACGAAAAACCAUAAGAAGACAGUUUGGUUGGACCUGGAAGAUAUAAUAUUUAAAGGAACAUCAAUGAUGGACCUAAAUACACAUUUCCAACCUUAGAAAAGAGCAUGGACAAUAAAUCAUUAGAUAUAAAUUAGUAAAAUCCUUAAGUUUAUCUAAUUAGAUCGCACUGCUAUGAAAUCUAAUAAACCAUUGGAUAUAUACCUCCGUACAACUUACAGAAUUGA